AUGGCUAACACAGCUUUGUACAUUCUACUGGCUGCGACCGCAGUGGCGGCGGUGCAGGUCAACUUCGUGCCCCCGGCAGCCACCAGCUACAUCUACAGGAGCGACAACAACGGCCCUGCGACCUACAUCAAACUGGGAGCUCCUGCGCUUCCCCACCAUACGGCUCACAGCUCCUACGUGCCGCACCUGCCGGUCCUUCAACCUAAAUUCCAAGCGAUUGAAGCUAUCGAUCUGGCCCCCGUACCUCUACCUUAUUUGGCUGCUAAGCCCAUCGUUGUAGAAGAUGCUGAAGAAAGUGAUGAUGACGAUGAUGAUGACGACGACAGUGAAAGUUCCGAAGAAUACGGUGGAGAUGAUUAUGGACAUGCCUUCGCUAAGGGUGGUGGCAGCAACUAUGGUGAAAAGCAUCACUCAGCGCAUGGAGAAAAGGGAAGCAAGGGCUACCACACCGAGGAUCAUCAUGCUAAGGGUGAAGCGGGAAACUAUGGCAAGAAACAUGAUGAAGGUUACUACAAGGAAGCUGAAGGUGGUGAGAAGGGACAUCACGACGUCGCCGCAGUACAUGGUAAGCACUACGAAGGUGGUAAAAGCUAUAAGGGUGGAGACCACGGACACAAGAAGCACUUCAGCAAAGGAGAAGAUAUCACUGGUUACCACAAGGUGUUCCACAAGGACGAGUUCAAGAAGGACCACGACUUCUAUGACGUUGCUGAUAAGAGCGGGCACUUCAACAAGCAUGGACAUGAGAACGAGCAUCAUGGUUCCGAAGAAGGUGGCCACGAGGAGGGAGGUCAUCACGACUCAGCGUCCAACAAGGGAGGAUUUGGAAAAUCUGGCUUCCACGCUAAAGGUCACAUUGAUGAUGCUGACGCAAGUCAUUCUGCUGAGGAUGGUCAUGAAAGUCACUAUCAUAAUAAAGCUGAUUUCGGCAAGAAGGGUGGCAGUAGUCAUGGCCAAGAGUUUGCUUUCGCUAAUGACGAUGACGAGGACGACGACGAUGAUAGCCAUUAUGAUGACAAGGAAUAA
Spodoptera littoralis (African cotton leafworm) is the source of this 1026-nucleotide messenger RNA. The record is from the annotation of a GenBank genome assembly. NCBI's taxonomy places the organism in Eukaryota, Metazoa, Arthropoda, Insecta, Lepidoptera, Noctuidae.